Messenger RNA from Paramecium pentaurelia, 435 nucleotides. The record is from the annotation of a GenBank genome assembly. Lineage: Eukaryota; Ciliophora; Oligohymenophorea; Peniculida; Parameciidae.
AUGGAUGAAGCUAUCUAUAUCAAAUAAUUUAUUUUUAAUGAGGGACUUGAUGAGUAUAAUAAAGAAUAUCAUAUUAGAUUGUCAUAACACCAUGUUGAAGAGGAAUCUUUAGAACAUUUAUACUAUUCCAUGAUGUAAUGCUAAUCAACUUAUGAUUAGAAUGAUUCUAAUCAAAAUAUAUAGUAGAAAAGAAUGAUCAAUGAUAUGAGGUAUUAUUAACUUUAUGUUAAUAUCUUAUCUAGAUUCUCCUAUCUGGAAGAUAAGAGAAUUUUAGAGUUGGUCAUAUAACUUGGUCCCAACUUCAAUAAAAUAGUAAAAUAUUUUCCAGGAAAAACAAUGAAUAUGAUUAAAAAUAGAUAUUAUAAAAAGUUAAGAUUCAACAAGGAAUACUAUUUAGGUGACAAUGAGAAAACAAAACAAAAAAAGAAUAAAUGA